Messenger RNA from Peromyscus leucopus (white-footed mouse), 7149 nucleotides. It is a transcript of the gene Srcin1, whose product is annotated as SRC kinase signaling inhibitor 1. The record is from RefSeq and is a predicted model, not a curated record. Gene Ontology annotation, biological process: regulation of dendritic spine morphogenesis. The transcript has 21 exons. Gene Ontology annotation, cellular component: postsynaptic density; cytoplasm; actin cytoskeleton. Lineage: Eukaryota; Metazoa; Chordata; Mammalia; Rodentia; Cricetidae. Bases 151 to 3972 code for a protein of 1273 amino acids.
GCUCCCGGGCCGGCUCCUGUCCUGUCGGUGGGGGCAGCAGGAUGCUGGUGGCAGUAGAGGGGGCCGACCGGGUGCCUCCGCAGCUCAGCUGGCAGGGCCCGGCGGGGCGUGUGUGGCUGCUGGUGCGCACCCCCAGCCCCACGCCUCCCCAUGCAGCCCUGGCAGUGCCUCCGGCGCUUUGCCCUGGCCUGGUGGGAGAGGACCGCGGAGGGUCGCGCCCGCUCUCCCAGGGAGGAGGUUGGACCAAGGGACCCUGGGGGCCGAGGGGAGCCAGGGCUCCAACGAGCAGCGGGAGGGAAGCCUGCAGGACUCUGUUCCCUCUGUUUAAAGUCUCCAGAUCCGGAGCGGAGCAGCCCCCCCAUGCUGUCUGCCGACGAUGCCGAGUACCCUCGGGAGUACCGGACCCUGGGGGGCGGGGGCGGCGGGGGCAGCGGGGGCCGGCGCUUCUCCAAUGUGGGGCUGGUACACACCUCCGAGCGGCGGCACACGGUGAUUGCUGCCCAGAGCCUGGAGGCGCUCAGCGGGCUCCAGAAGGCGGAUGCUGACCGCAAGCGAGAUGCGUUCAUGGACCACCUGAAGAGCAAGUACCCCCAGCAUGCCCUGGCCCUUCGAGGUCAGCAGGACAGGAUGCGGGAGCAGGUCGGCGGCUGGACCGUGGACCCUGUGUGCCUCCUCAGCUCCCUCUGUUCCCACCUCCACGGCGAUUCCACCCCCUCCGGGGCUGGCCAGCCUGCCCAGCAACCAAACUACUGGAGUUUCAAGACACGCAGCUCGCGCCAUACUCAGGGAGCCCAGCCAGGGCUGGCAGACCAGGCAGCCAAGCUGUCCUACGCCUCGGCUGAGUCGCUGGAGACCAUGUCCGAGGCCGAGCUGCCCCUGGGCUUCAGCAGGAUGAACCGCUUCCGACAGAGCUUGCCUCUCUCCCGCUCUGCCAGCCAGACCAAGCUGCGCUCACCAGGGGUCCUGUUCCUGCAGUUUGGGGAGGAGACGCGCCGCGUACACAUCACGCAUGAGGUCAGCAGCCUGGACACGCUGCACGCACUCAUCGCGCACAUGUUCCCGCAGAAGCUCACCAUGGGCAUGCUUAAGUCGCCCAACACCGCCAUCCUCAUCAAAGACGAAGCUCGGAACAUCUUCUACGAGCUGGAGGACGUCCGGGAUAUCCAGGACCGCAGUAUUAUCAAGAUCUAUAGGAAGGAACCACUGUACGCAGCUUUUCCUGGCUCACACCUCACCAACGGGGACCUCCGGAGAGAGAUGGUGUACGCGUCGCGGGAGUCGUCGCCCACGCGGCGCCUCAACAACCUGUCGCCCGCAUCGCACCUCGCAUCCAGCUCGCCACCUCCUGGGCUCCCAUCGGGGUUGCCGUCGGGACUGCCGUCGGGCUCGCCCUCGCGCUCACGCCUCUCCUACGCUGGGGGCCGCCCGCCCUCUUACGCCGGCAGUCCGGUGCACCACGCGGCUGAACGGCUGGGAGGCGCCCCGGCAAGCCAGGGCGUGAGCCCCAGCCCCAGCGCCAUCCUGGAGCGGCGCGACGUGAAGCCCGACGAGGACCUGGCGGGCAAGGCGGGCGGCAUGGUGCUGGUGAAGGGCGAGGGCCUCUACGCCGAUCCCUACGGGCUUCUGCACGAGGGCCGCCUGAGCCUGGCCGCCGCGGCGGGGGACCCGUUCGCCUACCCGGGCGCGGGCGGCUUGUACAAGCGGGGCUCCGUGCGCUCGCUCAGCACCUACUCGGCCGCCGCGCUGCAGUCCGACCUGGAGGACUCGCUCUACAAGGCCGGCGCCGGCGGCCCGCUCUACGGCGAUGGUUACGGCUUCCGCCUGCCGCCUUCGUCCCCGCAGAAGCUGGCCGAUGUGUCGGCGCCCUCUGGGGGACCCCCGCCCCCGCACAGCCCCUACUCGGGGCCGCCCAGCCGCGGCUCGCCCGUGCGCCAGUCCUUCCGCAAAGACUCGGGCUCCUCGUCGGUCUUUGCGGAGAGUCCCGGAGGCAAGGCCCGCAGCACCGGGAGCGCCUCGACGGCCGGAGCGCCGCCUUCUGAGCUCUUCCCUGGACCUGGGGAGCGCUCCCUAGUAGGGUUUGGGCCGCCGGUGCAGGCCAAGGACACAGAGACCAGGGAGCGCAUGGAGGCCAUGGAAAAGCAGAUCGCGAGCCUCACGGGGCUGGUGCAAAGUGCCCUACUGCGAGGCUCAGAGCCUGAGACCCCAAGUGAGAAGAUCGAAGGCUCGAAUGGAGCAGCCACCCCUUCAGCACCAGCGUGUGGAUCGGGUAGUCGGAGCAGUGGGGCUACUCCGGUGUCGGGCCCUCCCCCGCCCGCGGCCAGCAGCACCCCUGCAGGGCAGCCCACUGCCGUCAGCCGCCUGCAGAUGCAGCUGCACUUGCGUGGUCUACAGAACAGCGCUAGCGACCUGCGCGGCCAGCUUCAGCAGCUGCGCAAGCUCCAGCUCCAGAACCAGGAGUCGGUACGCGCGUUGCUGAAGCGCACCGAGGCGGAGCUGAGCAUGCGCGUGUCGGAGGCGGCGCGGCGGCAGGAGGACCCGCUGCAGCGGCAGCGCACCCUGGUGGAGGAGGAGCGGUUGCGCUACCUCAAUGACGAGGAGCUCAUUACUCAGCAGCUCAAUGACCUGGAGAAGUCAGUGGAGAAGAUCCAGAGGGAUGUGGCCCAUAACCACCGGCUGGUGCCCGGUCCUGAGCUGGAAGAGAAGGCGCUGGUGCUGAAGCAGCUGGGGGAGACGCUAACGGAGCUCAAGGCCCACUUCCCAGGCCUGCAGAGUAAGAUGCGGGUGGUGCUGCGUGUGGAGGUGGAAGCGGUGAAGUUCCUGAAGGAGGAGCCUCAGCGCCUCGACGGACUUCUCAAGCGCUGCCGGGGCGUCACGGACACACUGGCGCAGAUCCGCAGGCAAGUGGAUGAGGGUGUGUGGCCACCCCCCAAUAAUCUCCUGAGCCAGUCUCCCAAGAAGGUGGCAGCUGAAACAGACUUCAGCAAAGGCUUGGACUUCGAAAUGCCACCCCCGAGUCCUCCACUGAACCUCCACGAGCUGAGUGGGCCUGCUGACGGAGCCCCUCUUACCCCAAAGAGCAGUAACCCCACCAAAGGCCUGGAUGCUCCCGGGAAGAGAAGCGUGGACAAAGCUGUGUCUGUUGAGGCUGCAGAGAGAGACUGGGAAGAGAAGCGGGCAGCCCUGACCCAAUACAGUGCCAAGGACAUCAACCGGCUGCUGGAGGAGACACAGGCUGAGCUGCUCAAGGCCAUCCCUGACCUGGACUGUGCCAGCAAGGCCCACCCGGGACCCACCCCUACCCCAGACCACAAGCCCCCCAAGGCACCCCAUGGUCAGAAGGCAGCCCCCCGGACAGAGCCCAGCGGGAGAAGAGGUUCAGAUGAGCUCACGGUGCCCCGAUACCGCACAGAGAAGCCCUCCAAGUCACCCCCGCCACCCCCUCCCCGCCGGAGUUUCCCUUCCUCCCACGGCCUGACCACCACUCGCACUGGAGAGGUGGUGGUCACCAGCAAGAAAGAUUCGGCCUUCAUUAAGAAGGCCGAGUCCGAGGAGCUGGAGGUCCAGAAGCCCCAGGUGAAGCUACGCCGGGCUGUCUCUGAGGUGGCCCGUCCUGCCUCCACACCACCCAUCAUGGCCUCUGCCAUCAAGGAUGAAGAUGAUGAGGAGCGCAUCAUCGCCGAGCUGGAGAGUGGUGGUGGCAGUGUGCCACCCAUGAAGGUGGUGACUCCGGGAGCGUCUCGGCUGAAGGCGGCGACCCAGGGCCCAGCAGGCAGCCCAGACAAAGGCAAACACAGCAAGCAGAGGUCGGAGUACGUGAGGAUCCAGGCUCAGCAGCAGGCCACUAAACCAUCUAAAGAGAUGAGCGGGUCGAAUGAGACCUCGAGCCCAGUCUCAGAAAAGCCCUCUGGUUCCAGAACCUCCAUCCCUGUAUUGACUUCCUUUGGGGCAAGGAAUUCUUCCAUCUCCUUCUAGAAGCCCCCCUCAUGCCCCCACCCCAGCCUGCCCCUCCCUCACUCCCCGUCAUUCUCACUUCCUCUCAUGCCCACUCCGCCCUCCCCGCUCUCACACCUGAAGGGUUUUGGGGCCAUGGCCCUCGGCUCUCUCAUCUCCUCUUGGUGUUUUUGGUUUUUUAAGUGAUUCUCUCUUAUCUUUUCUUCCCUCCUUUUUUUUUUAAGAGCAAAAGAGAAAACUAAAAACCAAACACACCAACUUCCCUGACUUCCUGUUCCCUAAUGGCCCCUGCCCCGCCUACUUCCUGUCAUCUUCUCUCCCUCUGCUCUUUCUCCCUCUUCCUCCCAAAUCCAUCCAAAGUUCCCACCUCCCCUAACUUCCCAAGAACACUUGGAAGAAACUCUGAGCCACGGAGACUCGCAGCGGAGAGAGAUCCCCCUCCCGUUACUGGGUUCCUCCUUCCUGGAGGAACAAACGGACAUGGACUGACCCAGCAUCAGGCUGGACAAUGGACAUGGGAGACCCUGGCCUUGGAGACACCCCACUGCCUGUCCCGCCUUCGAAGAGACAGAACUCUGCUGCUGGCCUGCCGUUUCCUCUCCAACCAGGGUGGGCCUGUAAGCAGGCCUGCUGGAUGGGAUCCCCAGAGAAGAGGCCAAGGCUGAGUGUGGGGGUGGGGAGGGGGACACGAGGUGCCAGGGGAUGAGCCGGCUCACUGUUGCUCAGUGUCUGGCUGGUGCUAGCAAAGGACAGAAGGAGGCCCCUGUUCUGGAGGGGUGCUCCUGUGGACAGCCUGCCCCCAGGGCUCUGCCUUGGGAGAGGGCAGCCCUGAGCAAGGGCACUUGGUACUUUCAGUUUCCUAAUUUAGCACUUUAAAUGCCAUUAACUUAUUUUAUGGGGUGGGGUGGGCAACAUGGAAGGGCCUAGAAACAUGUUUGGAGGGUGGGAAGGGCCUGGUUGUGAGGGACAUGGGGAGAAGGGGGUGGGUGCAGUAAAGAAUCUGACCCUCAGCUGGGGGCAACUUGACCUUCAACCAGCCUUUAUGAUUUGAGGGUUUUCAGGGAAGGGGUGAGAUGUCAUUUGUCUCUGGGGAUCUGGUGACCACUGUGAGGUGUUUGAGGAUCCCCAAGGCAGAGCCACCAGCUAGUACUCCAGUCUAUGGAUACCUUGCAGGAGUCCUGAACAGGGCAGACUGGCGUUUGAGCGGGCCCUGGAGGCAAUGGGAGAGGCUGGCUUGAUCCUGGCCUGGUCCCCAGCAGGCACAGAGGGGCCAGAGCAAGAGGAUGAUAGGGGAGGGCGAGAAGGCUGGCAGGGGCUCCAUCUGGAGCACAAAGUAGAGGAAGCACAGAGAUGUGGGCUUGGGACUCGUCCCCCAGUAAGCACAGAGAGGAACCAUUGAAGGGACAGAACCCCAAGGCCCCGGAGCCUGGCUGGGGAGGCCAGUGGCAGCUGUUGAGUUUAGGGAGGGAGGGAAAACUGGGUUGUGUUUCUUUUCUUUUUUUUAAAUUUCUGUUUUGUUGGUUCAUCCUUGUUUUCUAGCUUUGGGUCAUUUUUUGUACCAAGGCAAGCAAGCCUUUUUGAAAAAUAACAAAAGAAGAAGAAAAAAAAUUCCCUCCCAGAAAAAAAAAAAAAAAACACAAAAAGUUAAAAAAAAAAAAACCAAAAAAACAAAAAAGAAAACAAACAAAAAAAACCCUAGAAAAUAGGGGAGAAAAAAAAAAGGACCUCACAAUGAUGCAAUUACUUUUAAUUGCAAGCAACUCUUUACAUUUAAGUGAAGUGUCUUAACAUUUUAUAUUGUUUUAAAAAUAUAUUUACAUAUUAUAUAUAUAUAAUAUACGUAAUAUAAAUAUAUAUAAAUAUUUAAAAAAGAAAAAAAAAAAAGAAAACCACAGCGCACUCUCCCUGGCUGCUGUCUGGCAGGGAAGGGGGCUGGGGACAGGCGUGUGACCUGUAGUCCGGUGAAGCAGUUUGAUUUGGCUGUACAGAGACCCCUGGCUUGGAGGGGAGGGUGAGGGGCCCCUCCACUCCAUCUCUCUUUGCUUGCUACUCUUUGCUUGCCCCCACACCCCCUCAGCCCUGUGACUUGAGUGUGUGCCCCUCUGUCAUUGUCCUGAGUUGAGUAUCCUUUGUGGAGGGAGGGAGGGAGGGAGGGGGAGCCGGGAGACGUGACCAUCCAUAUGGGGGCUGCCCACACGCUCAAGCAGGGCCUGUGGGAUUUACAGAACUCUUCACUUUGGUUCCUGGGCUUGUGUGUGCUGGAAGACAUUUGUAUGGGAUUGUGUGCAGCCUGUGUGUGCGCGCAUUGGCACAAGCCUACACCACUUAAGUGUGUGCACAUGCAUGGAGUGUGUGUACAUAGGCAGAACUUACAUGGUACGUGUGACGCUCUGUACAUGUAUGUGAGCAUAACCUGCCUGGGCAUCAGCAUGAUCGUGUGAAAGGAACCGUGAGAGUAAGAACAUGUGUAAAGUGCGUGCAGACACGCCUGGCUGUUCACGUGAGCACCGUAUGUGGAUGGAUAGAGGUAACAUGAGCUGUGGGUAUGGCUGUGUACAGAUGCAGGCAGGCGUGUGAGAGAGCCUCUGUGUGUGUCAGUGUGCGUGUGCAUGUGUGUGUGUCCCAUCAUCCCUGCACCACCCGCCCGGCUCCCCUCCUGAGGCCUCCCUCCCCGCACCUUCUCAAAGCCCACAGCACGUCAAUGCCCCCUCUCAGCUGCAUGCGCCUCGCCGCCGCCGCCGCCGCCGCCGCCUCCAUCAGUGUGUGCUUGCCAAGAGAAACUGCCACAUUGGGGGACCCUGUACCCGGUCCCCUCACCCUGCCCGCUGUGCUGUGUUACUCGCAUGGGGGGUUCUCUCUGGCCCCUUCCACAAUAUACCUGUUCCCCAGGGGCCUCAGGGCCAAGGCUUUAGUGGGGUCCCAAGUGGGGCCCCCCAAGGCCAGCCUGGUUCCACACCCACUCAUCCGCCCCGUAGGGCCUGUGCUGGUGUAGCAGUGAUGGCUUCCGUGGAUAUCCUGUGACCUCUGUCAGUGUAACUUGACAAUUUCUAAAUGGAAAGGGUUGCUGUGUUUUCUGUCUCUUUUUUAAUGUCUUUUUUCUUCCCUACCUCCCUGCUUUCUUCUCUUCCCUUCUGGUUUUUUCUAGCCGAGUGUUGGGGCUUUAAUAAAACUUGUUCCUUUUUUCUCUCCUGGAUCUUC